Molecule: messenger RNA, 724 nt
Organism: Phragmites australis (common reed)
Lineage: Eukaryota; Viridiplantae; Streptophyta; Magnoliopsida; Poales; Poaceae
Product: 19 kDa globulin-like
Exons: 2
Coding region: 107-724 (205 amino acids)
Molecular function (GO): nutrient reservoir activity
Source: RefSeq, a predicted model, not a curated record
AAAACCCAACCCCCUCACCACCAUCUCAUCAUCACCAAGAACGCAAGAAACAAUUAGCUCGCCGGAUCAAACUAGCUAUAGAGAUUUACCACUGAUCCGUACUGAGAUGGCCAAGUUCGUCGUCGUCGCCGUGGUGUGCCUCGCGGCUCUCAUGGCUGUGGCCGUCGGCCAAGGCGAGGCAGAGCAGCAGAGGCUCAGGGACAUGCAGUGCCGGCAAGAGGUCCAGGAGAGCCCGCUCGACGCGUGCCGGCAGGUCUUGGACCGGCAGCUAACCGGCAGCAUGCGCUACAGAUUCGCCCCGUUCCGGUGGAGCACCGGGAUGCGGAUGCAGUGCUGCCAGCAGCUCCAGGACGUGAGCCGCGAGUGCCGCUGCUCCGCCAUCCGGCGGAUGGUGCGGGGCUACGAGCAGACCAUGCCGCCGCUGGAGGAAGGGUACUACGGCGAGUCGACGGGGUACUACGGGUACGGCGAGAUGGCUGGGCGACAACAGCAGCAAGGUGGAGGGUACUACGGCAAGGGCUGCCGCUGCGGUCAGACAAGAGAGGAAUACGGUGAAAGCUGCCAGCAACGGAGGGGAACGGGGUUCCCACAUCGCGCCGGCACCGGGCAGCAGAUCACCCGCGUGAGGCUGAGCAAGGUGCGGCAGUACGCCGCAGGGCUACCGAGGAUGUGCCUGAUGGAGCCCCAGGAGUGCAGCGUCUUCUCCGCGGGCCAGUACUACUAG